Messenger RNA from Verticillium dahliae VdLs.17, 1347 nucleotides. RefSeq lists its product as uncharacterized. NCBI's taxonomy places the organism in Eukaryota, Fungi, Ascomycota, Sordariomycetes, Glomerellales, Plectosphaerellaceae. The transcript is spliced from 5 exons. Gene Ontology annotation, biological process: mRNA splicing, via spliceosome; regulation of alternative mRNA splicing, via spliceosome. Bases 1 to 1347 code for a protein of 448 amino acids. The record is from RefSeq and is a predicted model, not a curated record. Gene Ontology annotation, cellular component: nucleoplasm. Gene Ontology annotation, molecular function: mRNA binding; N6-methyladenosine-containing RNA reader activity.
AUGGCCCAACCAUCUGGAAAUGGCCGCUCCGGCGCUUACAACAUGACCAACAUGGCAAAUGCCCUUCCUCAGCAACCCGGCAAUUUUCGACCUGUGGGCUACCCUCCCGUACCUCAGCAGCAGCGAUUCAACUCUUCUACGCCAUCUACGGCUAUGAUGACUCCACCGAUGAACAAUCAUUACGCACCUCAGCAUGUGAUGCCAAUGCAGGGUCAGCAUUUUUAUAUGCCGCAGCAAACGCACCAUUUCUACGGCGGACCGCACUCGCCGAUGCAGCAACAGACACGACCUAAUCUGACUUUCUAUCCGAACCACAUGGCAUUGAAUCAGCAGCACAGUCAAAUGACGCCUACCUAUUAUUACCCACAACACAACGCCAACUUUCAUCAACAUCAUCAAGCCAUAUCCCAGCCCAUACCGUCUGGACAAUAUUACGGCGGAGGUGGGGUGACAAAAUCUGGCGGCGAAAAUAAGGCUGGAAUUGUCCGAGGUCCUCCUCGCAAGCCACGACAAAGUGCGGAACUUGACAGCAAGUCACCACAGGUCCAUGAUACGGAAAUAAUGGCGCAGAAGGACAAGUUUUUCAUUCUGAAGAGCUUGACUGUUGAAGAUUUGGAUCUGAGUGUAAGAACUGGCAUAUGGGCAACACAGUCUCACAACGAAGAUACGCUCAACAAUGCAUUCAAGGCUGUUGACAAUGUGUACCUUGUUUUCUCUGCCAACAAAUCGGGAGAGUAUUUUGGAUAUGCGAAGAUGGUGUCGCCCAUCAAUGAAGACCCAGCCGCAGCCAUUGAAUUCGCCCCCAAGGCACAGUCAGCAAACGACUUGGACGCGCCCAAAGCGAUUGCGACCGAAGCUACGGAACAUGCCCCGAAGGGCAGAAUAAUCGAUGAUUCGGCUCGUGGCACCAUAUUCUGGGAAGCUGGUCGAGAAGAUGGAGAAAGCGGGGACGAAGAAGAAGAAAGCGACGUCAGCAGUGGGAAAGGGUUUGAUGAGGUUGAGGCCAGCAACAAGUCAUGGGGGAAGCCUUUCCGACUAGAGUGGCUGUCAACGACAAGACUGCCAUUCUAUCGGACACGCGGACUGCGCAACCCUUGGAACUCGAAUCGCGAAGUUAAGAUUGCUAGAGACGGCACGGAACUUGAGCCCUCAGUUGGCCGCAAGCUGAUUGGACUCUUCAAUCGAGCGCAGAGCCCGAUCCCCAUGGCGGACGGAAUGCGACCAGGGAUGGCCAUGAUGGGCGGACUUUCAACGAUCUCGCUCUUAAUGGACAAGCAUACGAUCAUUGUAUACAUUCUGGCAACUGCCACCUCGCUCGGUAUUGGACAACAGCAUCACGACGAGUAG